Messenger RNA from Triticum turgidum subsp. durum (durum wheat), 1353 nucleotides. NCBI's taxonomy places the organism in Eukaryota, Viridiplantae, Streptophyta, Magnoliopsida, Poales, Poaceae. The record is from the annotation of a GenBank genome assembly.
AUGGACCAGCGAGAAUCCCAGGCCGGGGACGACCGUAGCGGCGAGCGCGAUCAGAUCUCCGGCGAUUUCAUCAGCACGCUCCCUGACGCCAUCCUCUGCACCAUCAUCUCGCUGCUCCCCACCAAGGACGGCGGCCGCACGCCGGCCAUCUCACCCCGAUGGCGCUACCUGUGGCGCUCCGCGCCUCUGAACCUCGAGGUCCGAUCCCCUGCCAACUCCCACUCCCCCUCCACCGUCCUUCCCUCAGCUGUGUCCGGGAUAAUUUCCAACCACGAUGGCCCCGCCCGCCGAUUCUCCAUCGGUUGCUUCCCCGACGACCUGGACGCCGACGCAGAGAGCUGGUUCCAUUCCCGAGCCCUCGCCAACAUCCAGGAGCUCGAAUUCACCUACCACAACUACAAGCGCUUCCCUGGAUGUACUCGAGAGAACCUACUGCCACCAUCCGCGCUCCGCUCUCCCAGCCUCCUCGUUGUCAAAAUCAGCUAUUGUAAUUUCCCCACCUCCUUGCCGUCCAUGAAUUUCCCCCUCCUGAAGCAGCUCUCCUUGAUGUUCGUUUCCAUGUCGGGGGAUGUGUUUCAUGGCUUGCUCUCUGCAUGCCGUGCCUUGGAGAGCUUAUACAUGGCUGAAAUUCGUUCUACGGGUUGCCUCCGUGUUAGCUCGCCGACUCUUAGGAGUUUUGGCUUCCGUAAUAGCGAUGAAGAGACCGAACUGGUCAUCGAGGAUGCUCCUCACCUUGUAAGGGUACUGCUACCUUAUAUUCACCACUCUGAUUAUUGUGCUACUAUACGUGUAGUUAGGGCGCCUAGACUGGAGGUAUUGGGCCCUAUCUUACCCGUCGUCUCCAACAUACUAGUAUCUCAGGUAAUAAGCCCACUCACCUCAGCAAACUCCAUGUGCACCGUGAAGGUUUUGUGUCUCAGGUCUUCUGGCUAUGAAUUGGACGGAGUUCGUAAUGUCCUCAGGUGGUUCCCCUAUUUGGAAAAAUUAUACAUCAUUUUUGGCAGACACUCAGAGGAGAAUAAGAAAAAUGAGCCUCAGUAUGACCCACCACAUCAAAUUGAAUGCUUUCAGACCCAUCUUAAAACAGUGGUGUUUAAGAUAUUCAUAGGCUAUGAGAAACAGGUUAACUUUGCGAGGUUCUUUCUUGUGAAUGCCAAAGCGCUAAACAAAAUUGAAUUUGAAGUAUAUGGUGCGUGCGAUGCUAUAUCGGUGGCUUAUUACCAUAGUCUGCUACAAGUGGAAAAGAGAGCUUCUCAAGAUGCUCAGGUUGAAUUCAGGAGUGAAUAUCAACGUACUGGGUACGAUAACCAUGUCCAUGAUUUGUCUGUGGCCGACCCCUUCGGACAGCCAUAG